Dromaius novaehollandiae (emu) is the source of this 2145-nucleotide messenger RNA. RefSeq names its product COP9 signalosome subunit 8 (gene COPS8). Lineage: Eukaryota; Metazoa; Chordata; Aves; Casuariiformes; Dromaiidae. The transcript is spliced from 8 exons. Bases 103 to 726 code for a protein of 207 amino acids. The record is from RefSeq and is a predicted model, not a curated record. Gene Ontology annotation, biological process: COP9 signalosome assembly; protein deneddylation. Gene Ontology annotation, cellular component: COP9 signalosome.
GAAGUGCGUAUUGCCGUGGGACGGAAGUGACGUCGUGGCGCGGCCGCCUCCGGAGAGGAGGCGGUUUCGGCCGGCGCGGCGGCGGGGCGCCGUGGGGGGAAGAUGCCCGUAGCGGUGAUGGCCGAGAACUCCUUCAGCUUCAGGAAGCUCCUGGAGCAGUGCGAGACGCAGGAGCUCGAGGCCCCUGGAGGAAUUGCAACACCCCUUGUUUAUGGCCAACUUCUAGCUUUGUACUUGUUGCAUAAUGACAUGAACAAUGCACGAUAUCUUUGGAAAAGAAUCCCUCCUGCUAUUAAAUCUGCAAAUGCUGAACUUGGUGCAGUUUGGUCAGUAGGGCAGAGAAUCUGGCAGAGGGACUUCCCGGGAAUCUAUACAACGAUCAGUGCACAUCAGUGGUCUGAGACUAUACAACCCAUCAUGGAAGCACUUAGAGAUGCAACUAGAAGACGAGCCUUUGGACUGGUUUCUCAGGCAUAUACCUCAAUAGUUGCAGAUGAUUUUGCAGCCUUUGUUGGACUUCCUGUAGAAGAAGCUGUGAAAGGUGUAUUGGAACAGGGCUGGCAAGCAGACUCUUCAACUCGUAUGGUAAUGCCUAAAAAGCCUGGUGUACUGGAAGCUUGCUUUAACAGAUUUAUUCCUUCAUCAGAAACUGCUCCAGUUCCACCAAUUCCAAAUGAACAACAGUUGGCCAGAUUGACUGACUAUGUGGCUUUUCUUGAAAACUGAUUACCCUGCUCCUGUGUCCAGAACAACUUGGGAAUCCUGUGUACUGACAGUUCUAGAAAUCUGAGACUUAUUUUACUUCUGUUAAAUGUUGCAGCAUCCCCUAUCAAAAUGUGUAAAGUAUACCAUGUAUAUUAUCCCAGUUUGUGUUUUGCCAAAGCCAAGCUAGCAAUUGAAACAAUCCUUUGACUCCUGUAAUAUUUAUUUGGUAGGUACACAGCAGUAUUAUAUGGUAAGUUUUUUUUUUUAUUGACUUGUAGCCAAGAGAGGCAGAACUUUUUUUCAAGUAUAUUACAAAUGCAGAAGAAAAACUUUGAGUACUGAAGCAGGUUAAUUGUAUUGAGGGAUUUGUGCUAGUGGAUUACAUGCCUCUUAUUGCAAGUACUGCAGUGCUUAUCACAGAUCAAUUGUGUCUUGAACUUAAAUGCAAAGAGCGGAAGACUGCCCUACCUGUAUUUGUAGAGAGAAAGCAUUGUGAUGAAACAAUAACUUGCAUAAGAAACCAAUUUACAGUAACUUUUUUGCAAGUCUGUUUUUGUGGCAUUUUGAUAAUUUUCUUGUUUUUCUAGAUUGUUAAAUCUCUCUUCUUGUUUUGAUUGACUUGAGAAAAAAUAUCUCGUCAAGCAUACUUUUUGCAGCAUAACAUUGUAUGUGGGGCAUCUACAGGAUAAGUUUUGAAGCCACUUCAGAAAGGCAAAUGUUCACUUUGAGGAAGCAUUUUUAUUAUUGGAAGGCUUUAUUUUUGAGUGAUUGCAUGCUGGACAGCAGAUAUUUUGCUUGGUAACCUUACCCCUUUUUAAAGCCUGUCAUGUUAUGGCUGUCUUCAGUACUCUGGGCCGGGCUGUUGUCUGUCUUAACUUUCUGGAUUACCUCUGCAGUCAUUGGGAAGGAAUUUAAAAAUGAGAGUAGGUGUCCUUGAGCAGAGGCCAAUCAGGAUGGAGAUGAUAUUUUAUGCUGCCAUGUCAAUUUGAGGAGUAAAUUUCCUAUACCAGAGCACUGCUCUAUUAAUCUUUGAGUUCGGAGUGGACUUCAGAAGCAGAAAGAAGAUGACUUACAUUCCCAGGCUUCUUUUGCUGAAAAGGCUAUGGGAAAAUAGUGGUGUUUUAAAGGGCAGUGCUUGCCUUCGCUGGCCUCUCCCCCUUUACUUUGCUUCUCAACGUGAUAUUCGGUGGUUUGUCACUGAAGAUGUCGGGUGUGCUGUCUGCGAUGGUUUUUCCAGUGUGCACUACCUACUGUACAUUCUCUCGCUGGGGGAUGUGUUAGUGAGGAGGAAUUCUAAACUGUGCACUGCUGCUUUGAAAGCUCCCUUUGUAUGUAAACGUUUACUGAAAAUGAUUAUUUAUUUGAAACCCACCUAGUCUUGGACUUCUAAAUAUGAUGCAAAUUCAUCUUCAGUGAUAUUAAAGAACACGUUUACACUGA